GGAAUACUCAAAGGUUCUCAGUUACAUGCCCAUUUAUGAUUUGACGGAAAAGAAAAGAUGGCUGCUAAAAAAAGAAAAGUUGUUUAGAUACAGAUGACAGCUGUGCUGAAGAAAAAGUACAAAGGUAUCGGGUUCAAUGAAGAUGUCGGGUGACAUAUUUCAGUCUCUGGAAAACAACACCAGCAUUGAUGUGACGAAAUGGAACCCGCUACAGUGCUACCUCUGUAAUGAGAAGUACAAUGACCCCUGUAUUUUGUCAUGUUACCAUAGCUACUGCUCGCAGUGCCUGAGGGGCAGGGCCGCAGACAACAGACUAAGCUGUCCACUGUGUGGGUGUGUAACAAGCCUAAAGGAUAAUGAGUCUAUGCCCUCCUCCGAUCACCUGAUGAAAUUCUUGGUGGAUCAAAGUUCUCGGGAGGAUCUGGAACCAUGCGCCAACUGUGAUGAGAUUUCGUCCGAAAUGUUUUUCUGCAACACCUGCUCCCAAGCACUGUGUCUCCAUUGUCGUACGGAGACCCACAAAGCCAAAAUGUUCGCUAGUCACGAUGUGAUCAAUCUGUCCAAGAGAACCAAGGAGGUCCACAGAGAAUGCUUAAUCCACAGAGAGCCCUAUAUCUUGUUCUCCACAGAGAAGAAAACCAUGCUGUGUAUCAACUGUUUCAGAGACAUGAAAAUGGAAAGCCGUUCACACUGCAUGGAUCUGGAGACAGCUUAUGCACAAGGGUGUAAAAAACUGGAUCAAAGCAUGCAGGCUGUAAGAGAGCUGCAGAACUCAGCCCGAGACACCAUCUUCCUUCUGAAGGCUCUUCUCUCCGAAAUACAGAAAAGUUCUGAAGAUGAAAAAAAAGCUGUCACCGAUUUGUAUGACCUGAUGAUGGAAAAAAUCACAGAGAUGAAAACAGAACUUCUCAAUGAAGUGGACAGGCAAUACCAAGAAAAGGAGAAAAUUUUCAAGAAGGAGUUAUCCACCUUGAGCACAUUAUUACCCACCCUACACACCCACCUAGUCACAUGUUCAGCAUUCACCAGUUCAGCCAAUCGAUUCGAAUUUCUAGAUUUGGCUUAUAUCUUAAUGGAUCGUCUGAAAUCUAUUAUAAAUCAACAACACCCCCUCCAUCCCUCGCAGAGUGGACAGAUUACUACUCACUACAAAGUGCAAUACUCCAAGUGUUUGGAGCCACUGCUGUUCCCCUCUAGAGUGCCUGGCCCUCUUGGUAACAUCACCGCAUCCCCACCCCUCACAAACUCCACCCCCAGCAUUCCAAGUUCCAUGUCGAUGACCACCACCCUCACCACCUGCACCAUGAACUCGCGGCAGCACUGUAGCGGCGGCUCUGUUCAGUACGGGCGACGAGGCUAUACUCUGCCCAAGAUAUCCUUCAUCGAUUCCAAGAGCACCUUUGCAGACCACUGUGGAGAAUUUGAAACUUCCCAUAAGCUUUUUUGUCAGCGUAUUGAGAAGCUUAAGUAUAAUGUCCAGGAGUUACAGCGAGACCUGACCCUGAGGCGAUGUCUGAUCAAGACAUCUGCUGUGUCUGACCUACAGGAAGAGAUCACAGACUUACAGAAAGACCUGGAUAAUCUGUUCCUCCUGACAGAGAAUAAACAGCCAUCUCUGGAGAAGCAUUGGGAGGAGGUUAUAAAGAAGAUGGCAACAGAACAGGAAGUGUUCAAAGGUCAACUGAGUGAUAUUUUGAGACUGAAGCAGGAGACUGGCCACAUGAACACCAUUCUGACACAGCUGGGCUCCUUCGUCAAGUCUAUUGCCUCGGUUUCUGAAAGACUGGCUCCCAAGCUGACCCAAUCAAGUAAGGAAAGUGACCAAGACAGCAACAUAGCCGCCAUGUUUGAAGAGAUCAGUACAAUGCAGCCAGACUCACAGCACAGAGUUGAUGCUAUCCGCAUAGCAGAGGAAGAGAGAGAAACCCUCACUGCUGUAAACAGAGUUAACCCCCUUGAUGAGGAGCUGAUCAAAACAAAGGGUCUGUUAAAAGCACCUUCGGCACGAAGAGAAGGGAUUUCAAGGCGUAAUUCUACAAAGAGGGACUCUCGGGAAUUAAAAGAUACAUCAUCUGCAGAUAGUUCGCCUCUGAAGGAUGCUGAACCAUCAGUCCCUCAAAAAUCCAAUGAUAAAUCUGCAGAAAAGACAGGGGCCAGCAAAGGAGCUGAAAAUUUUCCCAAGGAGGAUAUUGGAAACCCAGAUGAUUUAAAAAAAAACUUGGUCAUGUCCAUGGAAGACUCGUGUAACAGUGACGUUUUGUAUAGCCAAUGUCCAGACACUGAAAAGUCCCACAUAGAUACAGAUGUAUCCAAAAUCAAUGAGUCAGUAGAUGGUACAGAUACUAGCAAAAGUUGUGUACCAAAUGUAGAAAUCACAGACUGUAGCAAUACAUUGAAAGGAGAUAAGGCAACAGUUAUAACAGAGAUCCUUGAAGAUGUAAAAGGUUAAUUGAAGUUAAUUUAUAUACAAUGCAGGUUGUUCAUCUUUGAAACUUGUGCCAAAUGUUUUAAUAUUUGGGGUGGGAUGGGGGAUUGGGGAUAUUGUUGAGGGUGGUUGUGUGUUGUGUAAAGUCAAGUUUACUUCAUAUUUUCAUGAAGACAAGUUGUUAAAAUUUGUUUAUUUAAGAUUUCAUUUGUUAAUCAAGCGAAGGGUAUUAAAGAAAUCCACCUACCGCACCAUAUGUAUUUAUGUACUAUGUACAUGUAUAAAAAUGUUAAAGUUGUUUGUACUUUCCAUUUUAUAAAAUAAUAAGAAAUGGAAUAUUUUUGCAUGUUCAUGUACAUUUUGUACUGUAUUCAUACAUGAUCUGUUAUGUAUGACAUGUAUACCGGUACUAUUGAUACACUAUGUAAAACUGGAAUGAUAACAAUUUUAUACUUGGCAAAAUCUGUUUUUACAUUGUUUAUGUACAUGUAUACACUUUCACUUGAAUGAGCAAUAACUUAUACAAAGAUAGAAAGUGCAGAUACUAUUUAUGUAUGAAUAAUCUUGGUCACUGUAAGUCUGGUAAAGUAUCUGAUGAUUUUAUAAACAUUGAUAAAUGAGAUGUGUUUAUUAGGGGGAAAAUACAUUAACUUUCUAGUCUGUUAUUACCAGUAUUCAUGUAUCAAGCAUACUCUAGAAGCCAGGGUUUUCUUUCUUUCUAUUUUUUUUUUUGAUAAUCAGGUACAUUUGUACCAUGCAUGAAUUUGAUCCUUAUUAAUUUUGUUAGUUACAACUAUGACACUGCAGGGAGUAGUUUUACAAUGGAAAAAAACACCCAAUAUGUUUUUGUGUUAUAAUUCUAUUUUUUAUUAUUUCUUUUUUAAUUGUUUACUUUAUCAGGUGCCCGGAUAACUUCCUGUGUUGAUACUCUUACCAAGAAUUUAGAGUGAAAUCGUUGUCUGACAAUUAAUCAGUCUAUCUGAUCAGGGAUAAUUAUUGAAUAAUUAUGUGUUAUUUGGGUUUUCUUUUCGCAUGAUACAAAAUUUUCGAAAAUAGGGGGAAAAAAAUUUUUAUUUGCGUAUGUCAUCAUUUGCUAUACAAAAAGUAUCUUAAAGCAAGCAAUACUGUACAUGAGUUUUGCAUUUUGAAUAUUUUGCGAUGUAAAUAAUAAUGUCAUCUGGAAAAUUGGAUCAUCGUGAAAAUACUUGUAACCAAAUAAAAGGGUCAAUUGAAAAAUAUGAAGACAAAGUGGCUGUCUAUCAUAUAUUUUUCAUAAAAGUCAUAUCUAACAGUUAAUUUAUU
Messenger RNA from Magallana angulata, 3727 nucleotides. RefSeq names its product RING finger protein 207-like. NCBI's taxonomy places the organism in Eukaryota, Metazoa, Mollusca, Bivalvia, Ostreida, Ostreidae. Gene Ontology annotation, cellular component: perinuclear region of cytoplasm. Gene Ontology annotation, molecular function: Hsp70 protein binding; transmembrane transporter binding; zinc ion binding. The record is from RefSeq and is a predicted model, not a curated record.